AUGGCAAAUACUGAAAGCAUCAGCACUAAGGGAAAUAACGCAAACACAACACACGACAGCUUAGCCAACCACACCGCCUGGCAAGACACUGAAGGUGAUUCUCCCAACUGCAUUGAUGUGGAAGUCAGUCUGAAGACUUUGUACCUCCCCAUUAUGUAAAGCAUCAUCUUCCUGAUGGGCUUUCUGGGAAAUAUCAUUGCGAUUUGUGUUUACAGCUUCAAGAUGAGGCCUUGAAAGAGCAGCACCAUAAUCACACUGAACCUGUCACUCACAGACCUGCUCCACCUCACCAGCCUUCCCUUCCUGAUACACUACUGUGCUAGCGGAGAGCACUGGAUCUUUAGUGAAUUUGUGUGCAAGUUCAUUCGCUUUGGCUCCCACUUCAGUUUAUAGAGCAGCAGCAUCUUCUUCACCUGCUUCAGCACCUUCCGCUAUGCGGUGAUUGCCCACCCUGUGAAGUUCUUCCACAUCCAGGGGAAGCAGUGGGCAGUGGUGGCUUGCAAAGCCGUUUGGGUGAUCUCACUGGCAGCUGUCAACUGCGUCAACUUCUUGAUCUCCUCACAAGAGGCACAAAACAGAUCCUUAUGCUUUGACCUUACCAGCAAUGAAAAUUGUGUAAUCAGGUGGUAUAACUGGCUGCUGACCAGCCUGGCCGCCUUCUUGUCCUUGAUGAUGAUGACUCUGUGCCAUGCACUCAUUAGUUGCACUUUGGCUACCAAGACGCACAGGCGGGCUUGCUACAAACAAAAGGCUCUCAGACUCACCGAUGUCCUCUUGGUGGUAUUCUAUGCCUGCUUCCUCCCCUUCCACAUCUUUUGGAUGGCUGAGGUUGAACUACAGUUGUGUCCAGUCAGCUGUCACAUGGAGAAGCAAAUCCACUCCACCUGUAUCAUCCCUUGGUGACUGGCUGCACUCAACGCAUGCGGCAACCUACUACUUUAUGUCAUGACUGGAGGUAAGUUCCAGCAGGCCAUGGUCUCUCUUUCAAGGUGUAAGUGGAGCAAAUAUGUCCAGCAGCCCAGGAGCAACAAUUAA
Messenger RNA from Tyto alba (common barn owl), 1035 nucleotides. Its product is annotated as 2-oxoglutarate receptor 1. Gene Ontology annotation, cellular component: plasma membrane. Lineage: Eukaryota; Metazoa; Chordata; Aves; Strigiformes; Tytonidae. The record is from RefSeq and is a predicted model, not a curated record. Gene Ontology annotation, molecular function: G protein-coupled receptor activity. Gene Ontology annotation, biological process: G protein-coupled receptor signaling pathway.